CGAAAAGUAAUGAUUAUUUCGGUCUACGGACGCUUAGUUCCGCGUAUUCCCGUAGCGGCGCUGCGCGUCGAACGGGAGUGGGAAGGUGGAUGUACCUCAAUAGAGUCCAGUUAAAACGUAAUUUUAGUUCUUGAAAUUGCGGAUGUAUCAGUACAAGUGUUUCAUAGAGCCCGUGUUGCAUACGUCGCGAUUAUAUUUCGCUUUCGAUACGCCUUCAGUAGUGAGAUAUCGUUUUGUAAGGUGCACCGUCGUCCAUUACACCGAGCGCUCCUACAAGGGCUCGGGCAGGAGCGGCCAGGUCCUCGGUGCUAUGUGCUGAUGCAGUACGAUGUUCGUGUCGUCUAGUGCGUAUCGACCGUAUUUUAAUUUGUGGCACACCGAUCGUGAGUUGCAAUGCACGAGAAACCGCGACACUCCUUAGGGUAGAGUUAGUAUCGACUCGCGAUACCGACCAAGGACAUGUUUAUUUAUGAAUUAAGUACGUAUCGACAAUAAGAUAUCGUAUCGCAAGAUGCUAAUAAACUCAACGAGGCGGACAAAAUCGACCGCACCGUGCGGCCCACAUGCGGAAAUCAUCUGAAAACAUAUAUUAACUCCCUAAUGGCGCUGAGCAAGUUUCUUCUCUUCAUUGCGAUUUUAGCGGUUGUCAGGGCCGUUUACAAUGAGGCGGAAGCAAAAAAUAAAACGCAAGAAGCCCUGGCGGCGAAAAGGGAGCAAAGGACAAGGUUCGCGGCACCGGAGCCAGUGCGUGGGUCGUUCCAGAAGUUGACCAACCUCAUGAACAGGACGGAGGAAAGAAACAAUAGGCGACGUAAGCAGAAUAUCAACAAAAUAUUUAACCUGAAUAGGAAACAAAAAACUCAAAACGACGCUAACGCUAUGCUAAAUGACAAGGAAGGAGCGAUCGCUAUCAACCAGAGGACAUUCGCAGACAAUAUAACAAACACGUAUGUGUUUUCUGAUAAAAUGAAGGCUCUAAGACCAGAAGUGCCAACGUAUGAAGCGAUUUACAAGAACAAUUACAUCCCACCAGUGACAGGGGUGUUUUGCGACUUCGAAAAGCACAAUGGUUCGAUGGAUAUGUGCAAGUGGCAGUGGAAUAGCACAGUUUCGGACCAUGGGCUGGGUUUUAGUGUGGUGACCGCGUCUGACAUCGUGGGGAUGAAUACCACCACUCGCGGACUCAAGUUUACUGGACCCGAAAUGGACGCUGAUGGGAACAAGGAAGGUCAUUUCCUGUACCUGCCAGUGGACCCCACGAUGGAGAAUAUGGCGAUAAAAUCACCCCCAUUCCGAGGGCUAUGGGAGUUUUGCAAGUUUGAAGCAGUUCUCCAUCAAAGCAAGAUGCAGAACGCAAGCAUCAAGCUGGUCUCCGAAGCCACCAUGUCUGAAGUACAGUGGAUCCUGCAGGAGAUUGCUGGAAACAACGAAGAAAAGUGGGUGCCAAUAAGGCUCAUGAUAGGCAAGGUCCUGCAGGAAGUAAGGAUAAUAGUGGAGGUAACUCGACCAAGUUACGUGAGCCUCUCGCAGACUCUACCUCAUAUAGCUCUGGACAACAUCCGUAUGGUGGAGUGUCUGCCAGAACCGCCGGUCUUCAAUGGCGAAUGUCAGAAUGGACAGCUCAAAUGCAAGAUUAUGAAGAAGGAGUCUUGCAUCAAGCUUCAACAAGUUUGUGACUUGGUCAAGGAUUGUGAUGAUGGCAGUGAUGAGAAUCAAAAUUGUGAUAAAAUGCCGUACGGCUCAUAUUGUAAUUUUGAGCAAGAUGCAUGUGGCUUCGAGAACGUACCACAGCCAAUUCUAAAAUGGUCACGUCACAGUGGACCAACACCAACUGACAAGACAGGUCCAAACUACGACCACACUUGUGGCCCACCCCUUCUCUACAAUCCAACUACCGCUAAUCCAACAGUUCCACUCUCUCCUGCCCACAUGAAUUACACCCUCCCCACAUGCGUUGGGUACUAUUUCUUUGUGAACAUGAAUGUAACCGGACCGAAUAAAGAGAGGGCUGAUUUCGCAUCGACUGCUGUUAUGAAGACUGUCAUCUUUAAUCCUCCGCCUAAACUUCAUGGGGAUAUCAAUUCUAAAUACUACAAUUGUUGUAUGAUACGUUUUUAUUACCAACAAAAUGGCCGGAACUAUGGUUCACUUGGCGUUGAUGUGGUGGAACUCACUCCGGGAGGAAAUAUCACCACAUCUCUAUGGUUCUCUACCAAGGACAAGGGUGAGAACUGGUACAGAGCCGCCAUUUUCUUACCGAAUAUUACUCGAAGGUACUACUUCAUCUUUAGGACUCGUAUGGGCAUUAGGAUUUACUCGGAUUCCGCUAUUGAUGACUUUUCAAUGGCACCAGAAUGUUUCGGCCUGAACAUCAACUCAACUGAGUUAGGUGAUUACAACUAUUAUGACCCCAUGUUUGAAGAGAAGACCACACCCCAUCCAGACUUUGAGGACGCUAUAUAUUAUCGUUUCUCUACCUGUGGUAACGUGGGUCGUUUCGGCCCCAACCAGACAAUGUGCGACAUCGCAUACAAUAACACUCCUGUAUCAGUGACAGUGGGCAAGCCCUCUCAAGGCAUACAGGCCUGGGAGGUGCCCUCUGAAGGGUUAUAUACUAUAAUGGCGACGGGAGCGUCAGGGGGGUUGGGGUCGAUGUGGGCCGGGGUGUCGCACGGGGCGCAGGCGCGGGGUCUGUUUGUACUUCAUAAGGGGGAGCGUUUGUAUAUGCUCAUCGGACAGCCAGGGUCGAAUGCUUGUAAGAAGACACUAUCAGCUCAAGAGAGCCAAGAAUGCUCUAAAAGGGACUCGAACGACACGACCGCCGUGUUCACGAGCAAGACACACGAAGUGCGGAACACACGCGUCAAUGACGGAGGGGGCGGGGGCGGGGGCGCUACUUAUGUUUUCCUGCUAAACAAAGAAGGCCACCCAGUACCCUUGCUGGUGGGUGGUGGAGGGGGUGGCCUGUCUGUGGGGGUGUUUAAGGACGAUGGCUCACAACACGCCAGGGGACGAACAAACGCAACUGAAGAAUCUGGCUACAUGUAUGGCCAGCCUGGGAGAACUUCUGGUGCUGGAGGUGGUUGGGUCUCCCGAUCAGGUCCAAUAACUCCAGGGUUCGAGGUGGUUCGUGGAACUGCUUUCAAGGAUGGUGGGGUUGGUGGGGAGGCGUGUUCUGGUGGAGCUGAUGGAGGAUUUGGAGGAGGGGGUGGUGGGUGUUUGAGAGGGGGAGGUGGAGGCGGUUGGGUUGGUGGUAACACAAACGAGGGCGAUGGUUUCCAUGGUGGUGGAGGAUGGUCAUAUGUGGAUACCAUUCGCGGUGUAAAGGAAUACGCUGGAGUCAACUUGGCUUUGAGGUCUGGACCUGGUGAAGUUCUGGUCAUACCAGCCAUACAUAAAUGUGGCUGCAACUACCGCUGUGUCGCUAUGAACGAAUACCGAAGCGAGGUGAAGUGUUACUGCCCUGCGACCUGGACUACAGACUCCAACGAUCCCACCAAGUGCAUACUGGAAGAAGGCUGGUCGCAAAUGUGGCAAGCAGGCCUGGUGGUGUUGGCCGUCAUCGUCGUGAUGUUCGUUGGAGCCAUAUUGGUGGUCACUCUUCAUAUAUAUAAUAAAUACCAACGUACGAAAGAACAAGAUUUAAUUCAGAAGCAGAUAAGACAGCAGGAGUUGCAACUACACAGGCUGAGGACGGCUCCGGGGGGUGAUAAUACCCUGAACAUGGCUUUCAACCCCCACUAUGGAAGCGAGAGCUUCCUACCUCAAGGGGUCGAUGUUAGGGGGCUGCCUAAAGUAGCUAGGGAGAGUUUGAAACUUGUCAAGGCGCUGGGCCAGGGCGCGUUCGGCGAGGUGUACCAGGGGCUGUACCGCCACCCGCGGCCGCGCGCCGGCGCCGCGCCCGACAUGCCCGUGGCCGUCAAGACGCUGCCCGAGCUGUCCACCGGCCAGGCCGAGGCCGACUUCCUCAUGGAGGCCGCCAUCAUGGCCAAGUUCAGCCACCCCAACAUCGUGCACCUCAUCGGCGUCUGCUUCGACCGACACCCCAGAUUCAUAGUUCUGGAACUAUUAGCUGGUGGAGAUUUGAAGAAUUUCCUCCGAGAGAGUCGUCCGAGACCGGAAAGAGCCAGUGCCCUCACGAUGAAAGACCUACUGCUUUGCGCCCUUGAUAUAUGUAAAGGGUGCAAGUACUUAGAGGCCAAGAGAUUUGUCCAUAGGGAUAUAGCAGCCCGCAAUUGUCUGCUAACUUCUCGUGGACCGGGUCGAGUUGUGAAGAUAGCUGAUUUCGGGAUGGCGAGAGAUAUCUACCGGUCGGACUAUUACAAGAAGGGGGGGAAAGCCAUGCUCCCCAUAAAGUGGAUGCCCCCAGAAGCAUAUAUUGAUGGAAUAUUUACCGUUAAAACGGAUGUCUGGUCCUAUGGCGUGUUACUGUGGGAGGUGUUCUCGCUGGGCAUCAUGCCGUACACCGGAUGUGCCAACAGAGAAGUCAUGCAGAUGGUGUCUGGAGGUGGCCGUCUUGAGAAACCUCCUGGUUGUCCUCCAGACGUGUACAGACUGAUGUGCGAGUGUUGGAACCCGACGCCCACCGAGAGACCUUCCUUCGCUCAGAUGUUCGACAGACUGCAGAGAUUAGUACAAGACCCAGAGAUAACAGAGGCGCCGCUGCCUUUGCUCUGCUCUUAUCUCGCUCCCAAAGAGAUGCCAGAAGCCAAUGGACCACAGCGCUCGGCGGGCGACUACCUCGUGCCUCUGUCGCCUCAGGACCAGCCGGGGGAUGCUAGCUCAAUGGAUCCGUUGGUACUUCAUAGCAAAUCGCAAACGGCGGCACCGGAGAAGGCAGAAAUGGAGGAUUCACAAUAUCAACCUCUUCUGAAAGCAUCACAAGAAUAUGGCAACAUUCCAAUGGCGUCGCUGGGCGCCAGCGCAAGACGCGACGGCUCCGCUGCUUCCAGCGCCGAGAUAAGGACCAACACAAAAUUUCUGCCGUCUAACUCUACAGACAGGUUAAUAAAUUCAGUGGAAGACACGUCGAUGGACGAAGACACGGCCUCAGAGACGGACGAGAAGCCCGCCGUCUGGGAGACUUCCUUCACCGAAAUCAAACCCAAGACUCCCGUUGAAACCGCACCGAGCACCGAACCUGAACCCACUGUCGAAAAACUGAUAAGCAUAACUCCAACGUCACCAAAACCACCAGACAACGUUCUGUCCCAGGCGAUGGAGUCGGUCAUCGAUAAAACCAACACGAGUUUGAAGGUGGAUAAGAGGACUGCUCCCAUAGCGUCCCCUGACCCACCCCGGAUAACCGCCUGGAAUAAAGAACCGCCAAAACUAAUGCCCAAAGCGAAGCCAUUCUGUCUAGACGCAGCUCAGCUAGAACAGAACCUGAACGCUCUGAAGAAAAACAGCGGUUCAGUGAACUUGACGAUGAUGAACACGAUGAAGAUUCUUCCUCCGUACAUAAAUGUAGUCACACCGAACAAAUUAUCCGAAUCGAAGACCAUACAGAUCGAUCCGAAGAAAGCUGUCAUACAUGAUCUACAAUCACCACAGGAACCGGAAGUCAAAGACGAAAAGGGAAAGCUAAAACAGUCAAAUUCCGCUGCAAGUCUUCUAAACGGCCCGAUGACAGAUGUUCCGUACGCAGAUAGCGAUAACGCGUCCUCGAGUUCUGGCAGCAACGCACAUAAUACGGCCAAUAACAAGAAAAAUAAAAAUUAUCCAGAAAUAGUCGUCGGUAACGGUAAAAAAGUUAUAAAACAGGGUAGCAACGGGGAGUUUGGUGAUUCGGAAAUUAGCUGUUAAGGACUUUAUACAGUAUCGUCUGUCGAACGUUUAAAGUGCAGUGCAGUGCCGCCGUUUGGACGUUGAAAAAACAUUACAAGAUGAAUAUAUUCUCGUUUGUAAAUAAUAUAAUAUUUCUAAUAAAUAAACAUUCGAUGUGAA
Melitaea cinxia (Glanville fritillary) is the source of this 5946-nucleotide messenger RNA. It is a transcript of the gene Alk, whose product is annotated as ALK tyrosine kinase receptor. Gene Ontology annotation, cellular component: membrane; signaling receptor complex. The record is from RefSeq and is a predicted model, not a curated record. The transcript is spliced from 29 exons. The coding region runs from base 601 to 5805 and encodes 1734 amino acids. NCBI's taxonomy places the organism in Eukaryota, Metazoa, Arthropoda, Insecta, Lepidoptera, Nymphalidae. Gene Ontology annotation, biological process: positive regulation of kinase activity; cell surface receptor protein tyrosine kinase signaling pathway; regulation of neuron differentiation. Gene Ontology annotation, molecular function: ATP binding; protein binding; transmembrane receptor protein tyrosine kinase activity.